UCAGUGCUUCAGUAGUCGUGAGCAUUAAGAAUUUCGGGCUUGGUUAAACUUCAAUUCUUAUUUUAUAUAUUUUUUUAAAUUUUUACUGUGUUUUAUUUAAAUCAAUUUUGUUUUGUAAACUCGCGUCUGAAGUAUAAAAUCAAAUUUCAUCGCACUGGGUAUUUCUCGUUUAUCAUCUGUUUUAAUUGUACGUGACAUGUUCGUUCCGAAAUUUCAUUAAGAUGUCUGAUGACAUACCACCUUUGAUACCCGAAACGCCACCUCCCAUGACUAAAUUGGACUGGGAAGAUGAUGAGGAUUUCAUGGACUAUCCUCAUCUGGCCUUGGAACUGCCAUCCGAGUCUAGUUUAAGUCCAGAUGGCGGAUGGAAUCCUAUUGAUGAACUAUCACUUCCUUAUGAUGGUGAUAUCGUUCAUGAACCAGCGGCUUGUAUUGAAUCAAACUCCAAUGAUAGUUUGUCGAAAUUGCCGUCAAAUAUUUCAAAGAAUGACCCAUCUGUGGAAUCAUCAUUAUCUGAACAACAACCUAGUUUACACCAAAACAAUUUAUCCAUAUGGAAAGAUAAAAAAGACAUCUCUUGGGAAAAUAUAAAUAAAUUAACCAAUGACAGUUGUGAUAAUGUUAAUGAAAUAGACUGUAAUAUAGAGAUCAAACAUAAUGAUUCUUCUGAAAACAUAGAUAAUAAUAGGAAAAUAGUUGAUGAUAACUUGUCUGUAACUUCUGAUCAAUAUAUUUGUGACAUGGAAAAUGUAAAAAAUAAUACAAUACCACCGAAUUUACCAAAUUUAGUACUUCAAUUAAAUAACUCUGAAGUAUAUGAAAAUAAUGAGACAUUUCAGCCUGUAACCAAUGUUAAUUUUGAAAAAUCAACUGAUCAAAAAACAUUGGUUAAUGGUUAUUUAGAAUGUGUAAAUGUUAAAGAAUCGUCCAAUCAAACCAAUUGUGUUCAAAAUGUUUUAUUAGAAAAUUUAAAAAAUGAUGUAAGUGAUACUGGUACACCUAAUGAUACGUAUGUAAUAUCAGUAGAUGAUUUAUCAGUUAAUAAUAAUAAUAAUAAUAAUAAUAAUAAUAAUAUUAUAAUUAAAAAUGAUCAAGAAGAGUAUACAGAUUUUUGUGAUUUUGAAACUAAUUUGCCCGAUUCUCUUAAUGUGCCUUUACCAAACAGAACAUCACAAGAAAAUCAUGGAAUCACUGAAGAUUCUCAUACUGUCGACCAACAUAAUAUUGACAAAUUACCUUUAACACAAUUUAAUGAUGAACACUGUACAAUACUGGAAAAUAUUGAAAAAUUAGUAGAAAAUAAAAUAGAACAAAAUGUAGAAUCGGUUAGUCCUGAUUGUUCGACAUUUCAAAAUAAUGAAAUUAACGUUGAGCAUAAUUCAGGUUCUGAGUUUGACGAAUUCUCUGAUUUUCAUGUAUUUUCGAAUUCUACCACCGAAAAUAAAUUAAUUUGUGAUAAAAAUGAUGACAAUGAUGAUUUCUGUAAUUAUGAAACUUCCAUACCAAAUUUUAAUGAUUCAGUAAAGUUCAAACAUUCCAAUGUUGAAGAAGUAGAAUGUUUAACCAGUAAUAUUAAUAAUGUAGUAUUGAAAUCUGAUAACCAAAAUAGUGUAAUUAACAACGAUGAUGAUGAUGACAAUUUUUGUGAUUUUGAAUCUGGUUACACUACAUCAGGUUAUCAUUCCAGUGACCAAGUUAAAGAUUCAAAACAAAAUUGUGCAAAUUUAGAUUUAGAAUCUCAUGUUCAACUUGAUUACAAACAAUUUUGUAAAGACGCUUUUCAAGGAGAUUAUGAGUUAUGCGAGGAAACCGAUUUGCAAAACUUAGAUAAUGAGUUAAAUGAGUCUCAAGUAUGGCAGGGUUUAAAAGAUGUAGAUUCAAGUCCAGCCCUUAACUAUAAUUGGACCAAAUCAGAAUCAAAUAAUGUUUUUCUUGCUUCACUUUCGAUUGAUUCUAGGAACAUAUUAUAUGGUGCUUCUUGGAACCCAAAAGUCCCUAGAUUUGCCGCAAACAUGUCUAACAAUCCAUUGGAACCAUUAAAAGCUUCUAACAAUGACACAACCGAUACAAAAAUAUCGCAAUCUUUUUCCAAUGGCCCAAUGCAGGAUACAGUACCGGACCCUGAAUUUGACUGGAAAAGCAGUGGUUUAAUAAAUCCAUUGGACUGUAAUCAUACGUCGCUACUCGAUCUCGAACUCCUUGAUACACUUGCACCAUGCUGUACAAAUGCUCUUCAGCCUCAAACCUGGAAAACAUCUGAGGUUGUGAAAGAAGAAGAAAUACCCAUCCAAAGUAGUCCUGAAAGUACAGAUGUGUUUGAUGAGUUUUUUAGUGCAUCAUUACCAUCAUCAUCCGACAAUCAAUCAAUAGAUACCAUCGAUAGUCCAAGUUCGCUCAUAGCAACAGUGAGUCAUGAAGCACAAAGAAUUUUGGAUAAUUUGCCUGAUUUCGAGGUAUUGCAAAAACCUUAUUUAGUAAUAUUAGAAAGAGAAAACAAUUUAUUUCUCAGUUAAUUUUUUUUUUUUUUUUUUAUAAAAAAUUAUAUAAUAUAAGAAUGCUAGGUCACUGCAGCAAGAAGAAAUAUCCUAUAUUUUUUCUUGUUGAAAUUAAGUCCAUUAUGUGCAAUAAGUUUAAACUAAUCUGUCCAAAUUGUUUUCAUGUGUAAAUUAAUUUAAAUAAUCAUUUAUCAUUUAUCUUGUGUA
This is a messenger RNA of Rhopalosiphum maidis (corn leaf aphid), 2702 nucleotides long. RefSeq lists its product as uncharacterized. Gene Ontology annotation, biological process: intracellular transport. Gene Ontology annotation, molecular function: clathrin binding. The coding region runs from base 222 to 2513 and encodes 763 amino acids. Gene Ontology annotation, cellular component: AP-1 adaptor complex; trans-Golgi network membrane. The record is from RefSeq and is a predicted model, not a curated record. NCBI's taxonomy places the organism in Eukaryota, Metazoa, Arthropoda, Insecta, Hemiptera, Aphididae. The transcript has 8 exons.